Calidris pugnax (ruff) is the source of this 1025-nucleotide messenger RNA. RefSeq names its product chromosome unknown open reading frame, human C1orf123 (gene CZIB). The record is from RefSeq and is a predicted model, not a curated record. The transcript is spliced from 9 exons. Bases 290 to 859 code for a protein of 189 amino acids. Gene Ontology annotation, molecular function: zinc ion binding. Lineage: Eukaryota; Metazoa; Chordata; Aves; Charadriiformes; Scolopacidae.
CGGUGACUAGGCCGCGCCGCCGGGCGCCAUCUUGGCUGAGGGCAGCCCCGGCUUCCCGGCGGCUUCAGCGCGGCCGAGAGCACCGGGAGGCGGCCGCCAGCUUGGCUGAGGGCACCGGCGCAGCGCGGUGGAGGGUGGGGGAGAAAAUAAACCAACCGAACCCAGCGCUAAAAACACGCAGGAGCGGGUUGAAGCCCGCAGCUGCUCCCGCCGGGGUUGAGGGGGGGCGGUGAAGAGAGAGCCCCGGCAGCGCGGCGGCCCCGUGAGGUGCCGGGCACCCUGCGAGGCCAUGGGGAGGAUCGGGCUGCAGCUGCGCGCCACGCUGGAGAACAUCACGGGACUGCGGGCCGCGGGGGAGGACUUCCGAUGGUACCUCAAGCUGAAAUGUGGAAACUGUGGUGAAGUUUCUGAAAAAUGGCAGUAUCUGCGAUUGAUGGACAGUGCUCCCCUGAAAGGAGGCAGAGGAAGCGCCACGAUGGUGCAGAAAUGCAAGCUGUGCUCCAGGGAGAACUCCAUUGAUAUCAUAAGUCAGACAAUCAAACCUUACAACGCCGAAGACAGUGAGAAAUUCAAAACAAUAGUGGAGUUUGAAUGCCGAGGUCUGGAACCAGUUGAUUUUCAGCCACAGAACAAAGACUUCACACCUGUUACAAAGCUAAAUUUAAUAUCCUCCUUCUGUGCACUCUAUUGGAGAGUACCCUCGAAUCCUGAGCAGGCAGGGUUUGUCGCUGAAGGCGCAGAAUCUGGCACACCUUUCAAUGACAUAAACUUGUUAGAAAAGGAUUGGAAUGACUAUGAUGAAAAAACAAAGGAAUCUGUUGGAAUCUAUGAAGUUACCCAUAAAUUUGUAAAAUGCUGAAGUUCAUACCCUUAACAAAUCUUGACACGCUCAUUGAAGACGGAGCUGUAACUAUUGGAGACUCAGCUUCCUUGGAGUUCCUUUUCACACGGCUGUACUGCAGAAAUGGAAACUUCAGUUGUACUCAGUCCCCAGGAACUCCUAAUAAAGUAUUUUCCACAGAGCA